UUUGGGGCCUCGGCCCGCAAGAACAAUCCAACAAAUAGCAACACAUGGAUGAUCAGCCUCACCCAGAAGUGUGAGGAUUCUAAAAUAUUGGGGUUACCAAGUAAUUAACAGAAAAGUUUCUCUUCCCUUCCCUUCAUCCUCUCUGCAAAAGAAAAGGAACUUGAACCCUACGUACACCCUAGCGACUCAUACCGGUGCCUUCCCUACUCCAACACUGCUCCGUGUGAAAUUCUACAGUUGAUCGAGAAAACCAGGAGCGAGAUGUCUUCUAUGCUCCAACCGCAAAUCAUAUUGCUAAAGGAAGGGACUGAUACUUCUCAAGGGAAGGCACAACUAGUAAGCAACAUAAAUGCAUGUACGGCUGUGGCAGAUGUGGUGAGAACCACACUUGGUCCUAGGGGUAUGGACAAGUUGAUCCACGAUGACAAGGGAAACACCACAAUCUCAAAUGAUGGUGCUACCAUCAUGAAGCUUCUCGACAUUGUUCACCCUGCUGCAAAAAUACUUGUUGACAUUGCCAAAUCUCAGGAUUCUGAGGUGGGGGAUGGGACAACUACAGUUGUUCUGCUUGCUGGAGAGUUUCUAAAGGAAGCUAAGCCUUUCAUUGAAGAUGGAGUCCACCCUCAAAAUCUGAUUCGUAGUUACCGAACUGCUUGCAACUUGGCUACUGAGAAAGUAAAAGAAUUGGCGAUUAGCAUAGAGGGAAAGAGCAUUGAUGAGAAGAAAAGUCUGCUAGGUAAAUGUGCUGCUACAACAUUGUCGUCAAAACUCAUUGGUGGGGAGAAAGAGUUUUUCGCUACCAUGGUUGUUGAUGCCGUUGUUGCAAUUGGAAAUGAAGACAGGCUGAAUAUGAUUGGAAUAAAGAAGGUUCCUGGGGGUACUAUGCGGGAUUCGUUCCUUGUAAAUGGUGUUGCGUUCAAGAAAACAUUUUCCUAUGCUGGUUUUGAACAACAGCCUAAGAAAUUUGUAAACCCCAAGAUACUUUUACUCAACAUUGAGUUGGAGCUGAAAUCAGAGAAAGAAAAUGCAGAGAUAAGGCUCUCCGAUCCAUCUCAGUAUCAAUCAAUUGUUGAUGCAGAAUGGAAUAUCAUUUAUGACAAGUUGGAUAAAUGUGUCAAGAGUGGGGCUAAAGUUGUUUUGUCAAGACUUGCCAUUGGUGAUCUGGCAACACAGUAUUUUGCGGAUCGAGAUAUAUUUUGUGCUGGCCGUGUUACUGAGGAAGAUUUGCAGAGGGUGGCAGCUGCUACAGGUGGAACAGUGCAGACAACCGUGAACAACAUUAUCGACGAGGUUCUUGGAUCAUGUGAGAGCUUUGAGGAGAGGCAAGUAGGAAAUGAGCGGUUCAACAUAUUCAGUGGAUGCCCAUCUGGCAAGACAGCCACCAUUGUUCUCCGUGGUGGAGCAGAUCAGUUCAUUGAAGAAGCCGAGAGAAGUUUGCAUGAUGCAAUUAUGAUUGUUAGAAGAGCUAUGAAGAACUCUACUGUUGUUGCUGGUGGUGGUGCAAUUGACAUGGAGAUUAGCCGAUUUUUAAGACAGCAUGCACGCACAAUAAAGGGGAAAUCUCAACUCUUUAUAAACUCAUAUGCCAAAGCCCUUGAGAUUAUUCCCCGUCAACUGUGUGACAAUGCCGGUUUUGAUGCAACUGAUGUAUUGAACAAACUUAGACAAAAGCAUGCCCUCCAAUCAGGUGAGGGUGCACCUUAUGGAGUGGACAUCAAUACUGGCGGAAUAGCUGAUUCCCUUGCUAAUUUUGUGUGGGAGCCAUCUGUUGUGAAGAUAAAUGCCAUAAAUGCAGCUACCGAAGCAGCUUGCCUAAUCCUAAGUGUGGAUGAAACAGUGAAGAACCCCAAGUCUGAGAGUGCCCAGGGAGAAGCUGCUGGAAGUGCAAUGGGGGGAAGAGGGCGUGGGUUUGCCCCUCGUGGUCGUGGCAUGAGGAGGCGAUAGGCUUCUCUCUUCUUUGAAACAUUUCUUGUGGCAACUAAUUUUUACUAGUUAUCCAUUUCAAGCAAGGGAAAAAAGUUAAAGAGAGACAAUGCUGUGUGUUAUAUUUGAGUUGAGUUCAUGUGAUGAUGGUGUGGUUGUAUGUUGGAGGAAUUUACCCUUUUUGGUAGGUAUACCAUAGUGACCAUACACUAGUGGUGACUGGAAAAAAACUGUUUUUUUGACGUUCGUAUCGGACAUGUUUUGUUUAAGAAAAAAUGUAUUUUCUCAAUGCCUUGUGAUUUUCAUGUACAUCUAACACUAGUUUUGUUUUGGAGAAUCUGAGUAUUUGACAUCCCAAGUAAAAAGCUAAGGUAUGG
This is a messenger RNA of Cuscuta campestris, 2300 nucleotides long. The record is from the annotation of a GenBank genome assembly. Lineage: Eukaryota; Viridiplantae; Streptophyta; Magnoliopsida; Solanales; Convolvulaceae.